Bombina bombina (fire-bellied toad) is the source of this 1796-nucleotide messenger RNA. It is a transcript of the gene IGFBP4, whose product is annotated as insulin like growth factor binding protein 4. Gene Ontology annotation, molecular function: insulin-like growth factor I binding; insulin-like growth factor II binding. Gene Ontology annotation, biological process: regulation of insulin-like growth factor receptor signaling pathway. NCBI's taxonomy places the organism in Eukaryota, Metazoa, Chordata, Amphibia, Anura, Bombinatoridae. Bases 159 to 920 code for a protein of 253 amino acids. Gene Ontology annotation, cellular component: extracellular region. The transcript is spliced from 4 exons. The record is from RefSeq and is a predicted model, not a curated record.
AUUGCAGUAAAUUCUCAGUCCCCCAGAUUCUUGCUAUGGAGAGCAGCACAACUACGAAUUUACCAGCUCAUCAAGUCUUUGUCCCUGAGUGUUAACCCCAGAAAGCAGCUGCUGCCCAUCUCUGUGUUUGCUCUAACUACUUCUUAGAGACCACCCACAUGAUGCCCAGACACAGCCUCUCUGCCCUCCUCCUUCUCAUCCUGGCAUGCAUUGGUAUAGCUGAAGAUGCCAUUCAGUGCCCACCCUGCUCUCAAGAAAAACUCAUUCGCUGUCUGGACCCCACUGGGUGCCAGGAGCUGGUGAAAGAACCAGGUUGUGGAUGCUGUGCCACCUGUGCUCUUUCUAAAGGAGCACUUUGUGGGGUAUAUACCACCCGCUGUGGAUCUGGUCUUCGCUGUUACCCACCACGUGGGUCUGAUAAACCACUUCACACCCUCAUGAAUGGGCAAGGAAUCUGCACUGAAAUAGGCGAAAUAGAUUCCAUCCAGCAAAGUUUCCAGAUCACAGAGGAUGAUCAUUUCAACAUUAGCCCUUGUGGCCUUCAAGACAAGAAAUGCCACCAAAAACAACAGGCCAAAAUACAACGUAACCAAGUGAAUGGUGGAAGCAAGCUUGUAAAAACCUUCAACAAUGUUCAUGUCACAGACAUACGCCUGGGUUCUUGCCAUGGGGAAUUGAAUAGAGCUUUGGAGAGACUGGCAGCUUCUCAAGCCCGGACGCAGGAGGAUUUCCUGAAUAUUCCGAUCCCAAACUGUGACAAAAAUGGGCACUUCAACCCCAAACAGUGUCACCCAGCCCUUGAUGGACAACGGGGCAAAUGCUGGUGUGUAGACAGGAAAACUGGAAUUAAACUCCCAGGCCCGUAUGAUCCCAUCUCUGACCCAGAAUGUCAAAUAGCUUCUGAGAAUAUCAAGAAAUGAAUUGGAACAGGAUUGGACUCUGCUCUUGACAUCACCGCAGCUUAUCCUGACAAAGGGAUCCAACACUUCACAGACUUUUGGAAUUUACAAUAAUUAUUGCUGGCCCUGCAAAGACUGCAUCAUACGUUAACCCUAUUCCUGUUAGAGGGCCAGUAAAUGUGCUGAGAGCAAUAUGUUGUGAGCCUCUAUGGUUGGCAAGUGGUUAGGAUACCACUUUAAUAGAUAUGGUGGGGCGGAUUCAUAUUUUUUUAUUUAAUAGUUACUGGGUUUGUAUGUAGGAAUAAAUGUGCUCAAAUUACAGUCAAGUAAUAGUAGGGAAUGCUGAAGUGCCUAGCAAAUUACUGUAAAUAUGGCCGAAUGUGUGUCAGCUAUGUUUGAACUAGAAAGCAACAGGAGCACUAAAGAGAGGGAUUGUAUGGAGCAUGUGUGAAAUGCAUCAAUAGAGUAGUGGAGAUUUAUACUGAUCAAUUUUAAGGAUGGCUUAUAUAGAGAAAUACAUGUAAAAAACAGAUUUAAAAAGUUUUGGGAAGGGAAUUAUUAACCAUCAUACUGGUGAUCACUUACAGCUAAGAUGCCACUUUUUUUUAAAAAAAAAAUGUCUUUUUAUACCAAUAAGAUUGUCUCCUGGCCGUGCAGGCAACUUCCUCGCUAUCAGAGGGGGUGUCACAAAAAAAAAGAACAAUGUUGUUAGUAGCAGACACAGGGUGUACCUUGCAGGGCACAUAGUCCAUCUAAAUAGUUUCCUAAUUAAAAAAGGAGACACCACAAUUCCUCCGAACUGCAAGGAUUAUAUGAAACCCUAAGGGCAAUGUAAGUAAAAGCAUAAACUGUACAUUCUGACUUUAUUUGAAUAAUAAAAACACUGAUAUUUCCUUA